AGGAUUAAUCUGUGGAGGUUGAUGUCUGUGAUCUUUGGAAUAAAAUGUCUUUUGUUGAUGGUUACUUUGGGAGUUUUGAUGAAAAAGUCAUUUACUAUACAGAGUAUUCAACCAACACCUUCUCCAACUACCGUUGAAAAAGUUUCUGAAUGCUGUACUUGCCUAGAAAAGUGGGUUGGAUAUCAAUGUAACUGUUACUUCAUUUCCAAAGAAGAAAAGUCUUGGGAAGAGAGCAGAGAUUUCUGCGCUGCUAAGAAUUCCAGUCUUCUUCAUCUCAAAACCAGAAAUGAAAUGAAUUUUAUGAGCUCCAGUCAAACCUAUUUCUGGAUUGGAAUGCAUUAUCAUGAAGAACGGGAUGCCUGGCUAUGGGAGGAUGACUCAAGCCCUUCAAAAGAUCUAUUUCCAGAGUUCUCAUAUAACAAGACAAAGAACUGCAUUGUAUAUAUCCCAAGCAAAACUAUUUCCAUCGAACCCUGUAAAAAUAAAAACCAUUUCAUCUGUAAGCAACUGCUACUUAAAUAGUUCUUAAGGCAAUGGGUAUAGACAAGAGAGGUCCAGGAUUAGUUCAAUAUUACUUAACUCUCACAAUAUUACUACCUUUUCAUCCUGAGUUGGUAGAAUGUUUCUGCAUGCUAUCAUUUUCAUACAUUUGAACCCAAAUAUUUUAUGCUUGUUGGAUUUUUCACACCUGUGCAUAAAAUUAGGAUGAA
Chionomys nivalis (European snow vole) is the source of this 710-nucleotide messenger RNA. RefSeq names its product natural killer cells antigen CD94-like. Gene Ontology annotation, biological process: stimulatory C-type lectin receptor signaling pathway; positive regulation of natural killer cell mediated cytotoxicity. The record is from RefSeq and is a predicted model, not a curated record. The transcript has 5 exons. Bases 22 to 522 code for a protein of 166 amino acids. Lineage: Eukaryota; Metazoa; Chordata; Mammalia; Rodentia; Cricetidae.